Micromonas pusilla CCMP1545 is the source of this 700-nucleotide messenger RNA. RefSeq lists its product as uncharacterized. Lineage: Eukaryota; Viridiplantae; Chlorophyta; Mamiellophyceae; Mamiellales; Mamiellaceae. The transcript has 2 exons. Gene Ontology annotation, molecular function: protein binding. The record is from RefSeq and is a predicted model, not a curated record. Bases 1 to 270 code for a protein of 89 amino acids.
AUGUGUCAAUUCGACACCGUUGUACACGGCCGCUCAGAACGGCCACGAGGCGGUGGCCAAGGCGCUGAUCGAGGCCGGUGCGGACGUGAACGAAGCGAAAAUGGCGGCUGGACGCCGCUGCACGAGGCCUCUCGAGAGGGCCACGAGGCUGUUGUCAAGGCCCUGAUCAAGGCGCUGGUCGAGGCGGGUGAGGACAUCAACAAGACCGAUUUUGACGGCGAGACAUCGCUGUCUUGGGCCGCUGAUCAAGGCCACGAGGUGAUGGUAUGAGCGCUGAUCGAAGCCGGCGCAGACGAGAACGAGACUAACAAUGAGGGCAGGAUGCCGCUGCACAAGGCCGCUUCGAACGGCCACGAGGCGGUGGUCAGGGCGCUGAUCGAGGCCGGCGCGGACGUCAACAAGGCAAACGACAACGGCAGGACGCCGCUGUACACAACCGCUUUAAAUGGCCACGAGGCUGUGGUCAAGGUGCUGAUCGAGGCCGGCGCGGACGUGAACAAGGCGAGGGAAGACGGUGAGACGCCGCUGUACAUAGCCGCCCGAGAAUGACCACGAGGCGGUGGGCCACCUCCUGAUCUGAUCGCAGCUGGAGCGACAAUCGACGAUCUGUUCACUGCUACCCGUCUUGGUAUGACAAAGUGUGUCAUACUGUAGAUAGUUAGAUAGAUUAGAUAGAUAGUUUGAAAAUACCUGUAGUUGC